AUGAUCCCUGCCUUCUCGUACGCGAUCUCUGGUAACGUCGAGCCCAGCAGCGCCUCGUGGUCGAGCCCGAUCUUGGUGAUUCCCGUGCAAAUGAUAUUUUCCGGAGCAAGAACGUUAGUCGCGUCCAGACGGCCGCCCAAACCGGUCUCCAAAACGGCAACCUCGACCCCCGUUCUGUUAAACAGCUUCAAGGCUGUGCAGGUGAGCAACUCGAACUCGGAGCAAUUGAUGUUGUAUUGGGCGCUGAUGUUGUGCACAUGGGCCUCCGUGGCCAAGAACGCAUCCUUGUACACCUGGCGGUCAUUCACCUGCACAGAGUCCCACCGAUCCAGCAGAUGGGGCGAAUUGAAGCGGCCGUUCGCGAUCCCGUGA
Messenger RNA from Ogataea philodendri, 372 nucleotides. RefSeq lists its product as uncharacterized. NCBI's taxonomy places the organism in Eukaryota, Fungi, Ascomycota, Pichiomycetes, Pichiales, Pichiaceae. The transcript has a single exon. The record is from RefSeq and is a predicted model, not a curated record. The coding region runs from base 1 to 372 and encodes 123 amino acids.